Clonostachys solani is the source of this 2073-nucleotide messenger RNA. The record is from the annotation of a GenBank genome assembly. Lineage: Eukaryota; Fungi; Ascomycota; Sordariomycetes; Hypocreales; Bionectriaceae.
AUGCCUACUCACAUCGAAAAGCCUCCUCCACGGAUCACGCGUGCAAAGCGUGCCUGUCGUGAAUGCAAUGUACGUCGAGUGCGUUGCGACGUGACUGAGCGCUAUCCGUGCUCCAAUUGCGAAAAGGGAUCGGUGUCCUGCGAAAUCUUUGCUUCGCGAAGGGGACGUUACCCUCGCAAGCCCCGAAAGGCAAACGGCCAAGCGUCGCCGGCAACAUCAGCGGGGGCUUUACUGACACCUUCGGCUGCGGGAAAGUCAGUUAUAGUUGCAGCAGGGGCUACGGAAGAGCAUCACCAGAGAAAUAUUCGACAACCUGAAGCUAGGGUAGCUCAGAGUCAGGCUCUGACACCACCAGAUGUUCCAGCAUCCUCGGUCUCUAUCACGUCCCCCGAGGCGACUGUCUUCUAUGGAGAGUCGAAUUUCAUCACGUUGAUGCCCGGACCCCCUCAACAAGAGGUUAAUGAAUGCUCUUCCAACAACGACGCUGGCCAAGGGCGUCGCAGACAUCUUGAACCUCCUUUGAACGUCGUCUUGCCUCGUGCAGAAGUAAACAGCAACAACGGCAACACUCCACCGUCUUCGUAUAAUGCCGCCGAAGACAUACCUGCCAGCACCUUGAGGCUUCUUCGUGAGGAACAAGUGUUGGAGUUUCCAGAUCAAAAGGACUAUAUCCCAGCGCUAGAAGCUUACUUCACCUGGUUCCACCCAUGUUUCCCCAUUCUAGAUCGGCGUCUUACCGCGCAACAUUUAGCAAAUGGGACACUCUCUCCUCUCCUACUGAAUGCGAUGUUGUUUAUUGGCAGCACAUAUUGCACGGAUGAAAUUAUCUCGAAUAUCGGAUUCCAAGAUCGUGCGGAAGCGAAGGCCAGGUUCUAUACCAAGACUCGCCUACUGUAUAGUGCCGACUGGGAACAAGAUAAGAUCACACUGAUACAGUCUGUGUUUUUAAUGAGCUUUUGGAGAGGAGGUCCGACUGAUAUAAGAGACGUGAGAUACUGGCUAGGGGUUGUCAUCUCUCUGGCUGAGUCUCAAGGCCUUCAUCGCUCAACUAAAUUUACAGCCAAGGCCCACAACCCCACGCGGUUACGUCGGAGGAUCUGGUGGUCUAUCUAUGUUCGCGAAAGACAAGCCGCCGCGUCACUGGGGCUACCGAGCAGGAUCAGAGACGAAGACUGCGACACAGAACCUCUUCUUGACUCAGACCUGAGCUCUGAAGUUGUAGACCCGGAAGGGUUUCCCUUUGGAUCCUGCCAGCCGAACCAUAUGGUCUAUGUGAUCAAGAUGGUUGAAAUUGCGAAAUUACUUGGUCGUGUGAUUGAUUUAUAUUUUCUUCCGGGACGAUCUUCUCCCCAACAAUACGAUGUGCAGGUUCUGGAUAACGCGCUGCAUUCAUGGUUUGAUAGUUUGCCUGAAGAUGUAAAGAACGGCGUUGACUCUGACAAUGCACCCAUUUGGACCUGUCUCUUACACCUGGCAUACUACCAUCUUCGAAUUCUAAUUCACCGGAACAGCUUCAUGCGGCAGAGAGAUGCCGUUGACAGCGCCGAAAUGGCGUACCAUGCCGCGACUCGCAUCAGCCGAAUUGCUGAAGAUUUGCUCACCCGCGGGGCACUUCGGUUUGGCCAAAUGCACUUGAUCACUAGUCUCUUCGCCGCCCUCUGCAUUCAUGUUAUCAGUAUUAGAAGGGGAACGGGAGUCGCCCGGCGAAUAGCCGAAAACCGAGCCCAGGCUUGUCUCUUGGGCUUGCAGGAGAUUCAAAAAUAUUGGAGGAUCAACAACAACGUCCUUGACGUUUUCAUGCAGUUUGUCGAUAAUUCCAUCAUGAAGCAGCUAAGAGGAACAAGCGAUGAGAUGACUGAGCCGACAGGCAUUCAUCAGCAAGUGAGCCAGACUGCCUUGGAACAGCCAGAAUCUUCUUCAGCAGCAAAUCGGAUACAGAACGAUAUUUUUGAAGAUCCCCAUCUUUUCAUGUGGAAUGGGUAUUGGGAAGGGAACGAGUCUACGGGAGAUCUCGGGGCCUUUCUGACCGAGUAUAACGAUUUUGAGAUGGAUGUGCUAGAGAAACCUCUCUGA